Molecule: messenger RNA, 1389 nt
Organism: Lolium rigidum
Lineage: Eukaryota; Viridiplantae; Streptophyta; Magnoliopsida; Poales; Poaceae
Product: chitin elicitor-binding protein-like
Exons: 4
Coding region: 56-1141 (361 amino acids)
Source: RefSeq, a predicted model, not a curated record
ACCCGCGUCAACCCUCCAGUCUUGGCAUUUCCACUCCCUCCUCCCCUCUUCCACCAUGCCGGCGCCGUCGCCGUCGCCACCCGCCAGCCUGGCCGUCCCGGCCACCGUCCUCCUCCUCCUCUCUCUCCUCGUCGCGACCACCUCCGCGGCCAACUUCACCUGCGCCGCGCCGCCGGGCACUACCUGCCAGUCCGCCAUCGGCUACCGCGUCCGCAACGCCACCACCUACGGCGCGCUCGCCUCCCGCUUCAACACCACCAACCUCGCCGGCCUCCUCGGCGCGAACAACCUAGCGCUCACCACCCCGCCCUCCUCCCGCAUCCCCGCCAACGCCACCGUCAGCAUCCCCUUCCGCUGCCUCUGCGCCGGCAACGGCGUCGGCCAGUCGGACCACCUGCCCAUCUACACCGUCCAGCCGCAGGACGGGCUCGACGCCAUCGCCCGCAACGUCUUCGACGCCUUCGUCACCUACCAGGAGAUCGCCACCGCCAACAAGAUCCCCGACGUCGACAAGAUCAACGUCGGCCAGCAGCUCUGGAUCCCGCUGCCCUGCAGCUGCGACCAGGUGGGCGGCGCCGACGUGAUGCACUUCGCCCAUAUCGUCGCCGGCGGGGAGACCACCUCCGGGAUCGCCGCCACGUUCGGGGUGACGGAGUCCACCCUGCUGAAAAUCAAUAACAUCGCCGACCCCAAGUCCCUUCUCAAGGACCAGAUUCUUGAUGUCCCGCUCCCUGUUUGCAGUUCAUCGAUCAGCAGCACCUCAGCUGAUCACGAUCUGCGCGUCCCGAAUGGCACUUACGCGCUCACGGCACAGGAGUGCAUCAAGUGCAGCUGCAGCUCAAACACAUUCCAGCUAAAUUGCACCGCCGUGCAGGGCAAGAAGGAGUGCCCAGCAGUGCCGUCGUGCAGCGGAGGGCUGAAGCUUGGGGAGACGAGCGGCGCUGGUUGCGGAUCCACGAUGUGCAGUUACAGUGGUUAUUUGAACAGCUCAUCACUCAGCAUACAGACCACAACUGUCAGCAACCAGACAAAAUCAUGCCAAAGUAGUGCAGGAUCUGAUGGGUCGCGGUUCGCGGGAUCCAUGUGGAGGGUGUCUGCUAUCUCAUUCCACAUGGUGCUGAUCAUGAUCUGUUUCCUUUGAUACUGAAGACGACAACUCUAGAUACAUAUAUAUCUUUUAAAAAACUCACAGUAUGCCAAUUUGUCGAUUGUUGUGAUUGUUGUUGUAACUUAAAAUGCCGGCUUACUAGCUUUUCAUUUUAAUCAUUCUUCUAGAAAAUAAGUGGUACUACUUAGUGUAGCUGUCUGAAUAAAGCAAUCAUGCACGUAUGUGUUAUCUGGAAAUGAGUACUGAAUAGUACUUAAACAGCUUUGGGAGUUGUUCUGUUA